UGCGCAUGUGUUUGGAGCGUCUUCCGAAAAAUGAUCUUCAUGGGCAGAAACCGAUCGUGACAUUGCCAACGAAAGCAGCACUAGCUCAAUUUGAAAGCCAGCAAAAGACUCGUCCAAUUCCACCAACAACGAAUACAUCUCGUGGCGGUCAACCACCAAUGCAGCCCGGUGGCGGUCCAAUGCAAGGCAACUUUCCGCAGGGACCACAAGGUCAUCCGCCACGCAUGAUGAUGCCAAACGGACCAUCUGGACCCGGUGGUUUUCGUCCACAACACGGUAUGCCACCACAAAAUAUGGGAAUGCCACCGAAUCAGGGUCCACCUCGAAUGCAGCAACCAAUGAUGGGAGGACGUCCGAUGGGUCCACAAGGCCAGGGACCUCAAGGAAUGCCCCGAUUUCCGAAUCAAAAUCAAUGGAAUCCACGACAAAACGGUCCACGGCCAAUGCCAAAUGGACCACCAGGCAAUGGACCGCCACAGCGACCAAUGUUUCAGCCAGGUGGUAUGCCACCGCGCGGCCCAAGAGGCGAUUGGAAUCGUCCACCAGGAAAUAUGCAUCAAGGUGGUUUUCAAGCUUAUAUGCGGAGAGGUAUGCCAAAUCAAUCGAAUAUGAAUAUGCAAGGGCCACCACGUGGUCCACCACCAGCACCACAAAUGGGUCCUGGUGGCCCAAAUAAUAUGGGACAACAGCAGAUGCCAGCACCACACGUCAAUCCAGCGUUCUUUAACCAAAAUUCAGGUCCACCUCAAGGGCAUCCACAUGGCCAUCCAAAUUCAGGCGGUAUGAAUCAGCCACCACAAAACAUGCAGCAUGGUGGCCCACAGCAUUUCCCUCCAAUGGAUAACGGACCACGUUUCCAUAAUGCGCUAAAACCACAAUCGAUUCCGCCAGCAAAUCAAUUCCCAGAACAGCCGAUACAUCCACAAAUGAGCGAAGCUGAAUUUGAAGAAAUAAUGACGCGUAACCGUACUGUUAGCAGUUCAGCUAUCGCUAGGGCUGUUUCAGAUGCGGCCGCUGGCGAAACAAUGAGUGCCAUCGAAACGCUCGUUACAGCUAUUUCAUUGAUUAAACAGUCAAAGGUUGCUCACGAUGAACGAUGCAAAAUACUGAUCAGCUCAUUGCAAGACACUUUAAAUGGUAUCGAAAGCAAAUCAUACAGACGUAGUCGCUCAAGAGAGCGUCCUCAUCGUUCGGAUCGGCGUGACAGACCCAGACGAUCAUCACGCGAACGAAGUGCAUCCAAGGAACGCCGUUCUUAUCGGGAACGAUCACGUGAUCGAAGCGGACGAUACUAUGAAAGUGGAAGUUCAUAUCGAUCCAGAAGUAGAGACCGAACUGCAUCUGGAACGAGUGGAGUUGGCAAUAGUGGCAAUGAUCACUACAGCGAAAGAUCGAAUCGUCCAAGAAACAAAUCACCUGAUAACUCAGGCGAUCCAAGCGAGUCAUCGAAACGAAGCUACUACGAUGAACGGUAUAAUCGAUCGUCCAGAGACAGAGACCGUGAUCGUCGCGAUGAUCGCCGUGACGAGCAUCGUCGACACUAAAUUAGAUGGCACAAUUUCAGCUCCUUAUUUUCCAUUUAGAAGUACAGAUUUCUCAUAACUCACCGAAAAUAAUCAUUGUAAACGGCAAGAACUUGGUGUCAACGCAAAAGCCAGAGAGAAAACACAGAUUACAAUCCGAAUCAUACAAAUUUAUUUCCAGGAAUAGAUUCCGGAACAACAAAAAAAGGAGAAUAACUAGCGAUAGAAACACAAAUAAAAGUUAAUUAUAUGGUUUUAGUAUUACCUACACACGCUAAAUAACAAAAAAAAAACUCUUUAUCUGCGUACACUAAUCGAAAACUUUUAUUGCUGAAUAAAAAUCUAUCUUUUUUUGAAUGCAACACAUUUAACGUGCUGCUGCUCUAAUGUAAUGAGAUGACAUAACAAGUGAACAAUUGAACAUGUCUUUUUAAUCUGUUUUCAUUUUUAAGUUAUUUACACGAUAAGUUAAUAUUUUACCAAAACGAUUCUGUACUUAUAUCGCCGUUCAAAGCCAAGUAAGCAAUAACUUAUAAUUUAAUUUAGGCCCAACCAACAAAUUGUGACAAAAAUCAGGCAUUGUGAACAUAGCAAUUGAAUCGUUUCCACAAGAAAAAAGAAACGUUGAAACGAGAGACAAAACAAACAGACAGACAGACAGACAGACACACAGAGAAAAUUGUUAGAAUGAAUGUGGAAUCAUUCGGCUCAAAGAAACAAAAAAUUGAACAAGACAUACGAAAAGAGUUUUUUUUCGUAAAUGGAUCUAGAUGAUCUGACUAAACAUUGUAACUCUAACUAAUUGUAGCAUGCAACAAGGUAGCACGGUUUUUGAGUGUUCAACCAAACUCAUAGAAAUCAUCUGUAAAUAAAUUUUAGCUCCAGAAUAACAAACGUCA
Messenger RNA from Sitodiplosis mosellana (orange wheat blossom midge), 2422 nucleotides. It is a transcript of the gene Cpsf6, whose product is annotated as cleavage and polyadenylation specificity factor subunit 6. Gene Ontology annotation, cellular component: mRNA cleavage and polyadenylation specificity factor complex. The record is from RefSeq and is a predicted model, not a curated record. Gene Ontology annotation, biological process: mRNA alternative polyadenylation. NCBI's taxonomy places the organism in Eukaryota, Metazoa, Arthropoda, Insecta, Diptera, Cecidomyiidae. Gene Ontology annotation, molecular function: mRNA binding.